AUGGCACCCCAUUCAACAGCUUCCGAUGCAGAUUCUCGCAGCUCGCGAUCGCGUCCGUCCACCGCAGUUACCAGCGCUCCCACAUCGCCACCCGAGGACAAAAAGCCCGACAACGACGGCGACAUGGCAACCACUUCGACUUUCAGUGAUCAGCAGAUGCUCACAGAGGAGAAGAAGGCAAGAGCCGAGAACACCCGAAAUGAAGCCAAACGCCUCGCCCAAGCACGUAACAAGCGCAAGAAGGUGCAACUUUCGCCUGAGGAGAGAGCUCGCAAGGCUAAGGAACUGGACGAGCUCCUUCACAAGAGUAAAGUCUUCAGUGACAUCCUGACCCAGAAGACGAAAGCACUUGGUAGAGUUGGUCGUGAUUUCGACAACCAGGCCUUGGUGGAUGCCGGCCUCGAAUUGAAGCAGCAGCCCAAAAUCAUGAUCAAUGGCACCAUGCGGGACUACCAAUUGGAGGGUCUCACAUGGAUGUACGAGAUAUGUUUGCAGGGCCUCAGUGGUAUCUUGGCCGAUGAGAUGGGCUUGGGCAAAACCAUCCAGGUCAUUUCCUUGGUUGCCUUGCUUCGCGAACAAGAACAGUACUAUGGGCCACACCUCAUCAUGGCUCCUCUUAGCACAUUAUCGAAUUGGCAGGAUGAAUUCAAGAAGUGGACCCCAUCGAUACCCUUCGUGCUUUACCAUGGCACACCGCCGGAGAGACAACAAAUCUUUCGUGAUAAGAUCAUGAGAAACUAUCAGAAGGGUCGUCCCAGUCAGCGGUUCCCCGUGGUUGUUACCAGCUACGAGAUGGUUCUGAGAGACCAUGCAGCGCUCUCCAAGAUCGACUGGGCCUUCAUUGUUGUCGAUGAGGGACAUCGCAUGAAGAAUGCGGACGCGAAACUCUUCCGGGAGCUUCAGCAAUUCAAGUCGGCAACUCGCCUUUUGAUCACCGGAACACCACUUCAAAACAACCUCAAGGAGUUGUGGUCCCUGCUUCACUUCCUCAUGCCCGAAACGUUUCUCGACUGGGAAGCUUUCGAGGUUUGGUUCGACUUCAGCGACCUUCAGGAUGAGGAGGGGACGCAUCAGUUCAUUGAGGACAAAAGUAAUCAGGACCUUGUGGCCAAGAUUCACAAAGUCCUUCAGCCACUGUUGCUACGCAGAAUAAAGGCAGAUGUCGCCAAUUAUCUGCCAAAGAAGCGUGAAUACGUCCUAUAUGCACCAAUGACGAAGGAGCAGACGGACCUGUAUCAUGUUAUUAGUGACAAAAAGACGGACACGAGGGCUUACCUCGAGAACAAGGCCGUUGAACGAUUGACUGGAGCCACCAACAGCCCCAAUGGGUCCCUCCGUUCCAGUCGUCAGUCGUCACGUGCUCCUAGCGCACAGCUGACUGGAGCGGCAUCACCAGCGAAGAGCGCGUUUGCCCUGAUGAUGGGCAAAAAUGGAAGCUCUCGGUCGAAGACGGUCUCCAAGACAGCCUCCCCCAAGACGCCGACCAGAAGUACGAAGAGAAAGGUGUCCCCCACAAGUGAGGCCUCAGCUUCUAAAAGCAACAAGUCAAGCCGGCAGUCGACGCCAGCCACGAGUACGAGUACCAGGAGCCGCGGGCGACCUAGAAAGAGCCUUGCUUCCUACAAGGUACCGGACGAUAGUGAUGACGAUGAUCUCGACGACGAAGAGUUUGAAGCAAAGUUGGCGAAAGAGCUCGAAGCAAAUCGAUACGACUCUGAUGAGCUGAACCAAGACCCCGAGGAUGUCGAGCGGGCUGCGUCGCUUGACCUUGCCAAAAUGCAAAUCGCCGAGAAGAAGCUCGGCAAUCCCUUGAUGCAGCUGAGACUCGUUUGUAAUAGCCCACACAAUUUUUACAAUCCGUGGACUUACAGCGAAACUGAACCUGUCAACGAGAGUAUCGUGACGGCCUCUGGCAAGAUGCUUCUGCUGGACCGCUUACUCCCAGAAUUAUUCCGGCGUGGUCACAAGGUCUUGAUAUUUACUCAGUUCACGACUCAACUUGACAUAUUACACGACUACUGUGCCGAAUUACGAGGGUGGAACGUCUGUCGCAUCGAUGGAAGCGUUGCCCAAGACGACAGACGGCAGCAGAUUAAGGAAUUCAACGAGAAUCCAGACUUCAAGAUUUUCUUGCUGUCGACGCGAGCCGGAGGGCAGGGUAUCAAUCUUGCCAGUGCAGACACUGUGGUUCUCUUCGAUUCCGAUUGGAAUCCACAACAGGACCUCCAGGCGCAGGAUAGAUGCCACCGAAUUGGCCAAACGCGACCCGUCGUAGUCUAUCGGCUUGCCACCAAAGGCACGGUAGAAGAAUCACUGCUGAUGAGCGCGGAUGCGAAGCGCAGACUGGAAAAGCUCGUCAUCAAGAAAGGAGGCUUCAAGACGAUGGGACAGAAGCUCGACAAUGGCGAGGAUAUGGACAAGGAAACUCUUCAGGCCCUGUUGUUGAAGGAUGGGGAAGUGUACAAACACACUGGGGGAGACCAGAUCUUUAGCGACGAAGAUCUGGAUGUUCUAUGCGACAGGAGUGAUGAGGCGUUCGAACGCGCCGCUCGUGGCGCCGGCAACGCUGCUGGUUUCCAGGUUGUCGAAACUGCCGCCAACGGCAUCACUCAGAUGACCGGGUGA
This is a messenger RNA of Anthostomella pinea, 2625 nucleotides long. Lineage: Eukaryota; Fungi; Ascomycota; Sordariomycetes; Xylariales; Xylariaceae. The record is from the annotation of a GenBank genome assembly.